AUGGAUGUAACACCUGCCACCACAACAGACUACUCGUUGCUUCAAAAGGAGAUUGAAGAUUACAAGAAGCGUAUGGCAGAGGUCAUCGCUGCCAAUGAGAAGCUCAGUGAAGAGUUGCAACGUGUCAGAGUGGACAAUGAGUCACUCAAUGUAAAAUAUGAAGAGUUGAGGAAGAAGACAACUACAUCAACUGGUGCUACUGGUGCUACUGGUACUGCUGCCAAGACUACAACAACUACUACCACCACAACUACCAAACAAUCAACGUCAUCAUCAAAUCUUGCCACAGGAUUGUCUCCUGUAGGCAAGUCAACUAUUGCGAGCAAGUCAACAACUGUAUCCACUCCGGACAAGAAGCCAACUACCUCGUCGACGACGACAACUACUCCAAAGUCAAGUCCUUCAAUCACCAAGACAUUGUCUUCAUCAAAGUUGGUAUCACCAUCGGUCACUCCAACCAAGCCAUCAUCAUCAUUGGCCAGUGCAUCGAGCUCAUCACCCUCAACCAAGAGCGUCAUCCCAACUGCCAAACCAUCCACAUCAUCACCAUCUGUUGUCAAGGUUAAGCCUGCCACUACAUCGACAACAUCAACAACCUCAACCACAUCAACCACAUCAACUCCACCCAAGGCAUCCACUAUUGUCAAGCCUGUAACAGCAAAGACAACUACAACAUCUACCACUUCAACAACAUCCACUGCUGCCAAGCCUGUAACAGCAAAGACAACCACGACCACCACAACCACAACAACAGCGUCAUCGGUCGUUGCCAAGCCAACCACAGGAGCAUCAAAGCCAGUGACUGCCACCACCGCGGCCAAGCCCUCAACUGUUACCAAGCCAUCAGCAACAGCUGUCAAACCAGCCGUCUCCUCCAUCAAGCCAUCCAAUAUCGUCAAGCCAGUCACUGCUGUAAAGACUGCUGCCACCAAAGACAGUGCUAUCAAGCCAAUCAAGGCUGCAACAACCACCACAACCUCUGCCCCUGCAGCUCCAGUAUCGGCCCCAGUCACAGCCCCAGCUGCCUCCACAAAUGUUGUAGUUGAGGAAAUCAAGGCAGAGCCUAUUGUUGUCCCUGCUGCUGUUGUAGAGGAGCCAAAGCAGGUUGAUGAAGAGCCAAAACAAGAGGUAGCCCCAGUUGAGGAAAUCAAAGAGAAUGGUAUCAACUCACAUCCAGUCGAGGUCCAAGCUCCACUGCAACAAUUGGAUGAGCCUGUGGUCGACAAGGUUGAGGAUGUACAUGUUGUAGAGGAGGAGCAGCAGCCCAAGGCAGAUGUGGAGCAAGUGAAUCAUGUUGCUGAGGAGCAACCAAAGACAGAGGAGGUUCAUCAAGAGGAGGUCAAUCACAUUCAAGAGAAUGGUGUCCAGCACGAGUCUGAGGUCGAACAACAAGUCGUGGAGCAAGUUCAAGUUGUUGAAACAUCACAUGUAGAGGAGGAGCAGGUUGCCCCAGCAUCAGAGGAACUGGUACAGGAGGAACAAAAUGAGCAAUCCGAAGUUGAGGAGGUUGUUGAAGAUGUUGUUGUAGAGGAAGACAAGGCUGUUGAACAUGAGGAGUCAACUGAGCAGCCAAUUGUUGGCGAGGAAAACCACGUCCAGUCAUCAGAGGUUAUUGAACAAAUUCAAGAAGAGGAGCACAAUGACGUGCAAGAGCAAGUCGAGGAGCCAGCUCAAGAACAAGAGCAAGUCGAGGAGCAAGAACAAGAACAAGAGCAGGAACAGGAGCAGCAAGAGAAUGUUGCUCAAACUGAGGAGAUCAAGGCAGACGAUGAUGUAGUGAUUGAGGACGGUGAAAAUACUGAGGAGGUCACAACAGAGAGUUUCAAGGAUAUUACGAUCAGCACUGGAUUCGAUGACUUUAUCAAUCAGUUGGACAGCAAGUUCCAAUCAGCAUCAAUCUUGGACGCACCAAUUGGACUCGAGUCCACUCAUGAGCAGGAAGAGGAGACAAAGACUGCACCACCAACAACAACAACACUCUCCAUUGACGACCUCGACUUGAUUGGAUCGCUCGGCGGCGUCCCAUCUAGCACAACAGUACCAAGUAGCACUACCACCGCCGAUGACUUUGGCAUGUUUGAGAGUACACCAAACAACGCCGCAGCCACACUUCUCCAAGCCGAGACUGAGAUUGGUGACAAGCUUGUAGACAUUUGA
Messenger RNA from Acytostelium subglobosum LB1, 2157 nucleotides. RefSeq lists its product as hypothetical. The transcript has 2 exons. The coding region runs from base 1 to 2157 and encodes 718 amino acids. The record is from RefSeq and is a predicted model, not a curated record. NCBI's taxonomy places the organism in Eukaryota, Evosea, Eumycetozoa, Acytosteliales, Acytosteliaceae.